AAAAAAAAAAUUAUGCCAUUUAAAUCCACUCCACGAGAUCUAACAUAAUCCCACAUCAAUUUCACCUAUUUCAAACUAAAACUCCUAAAUCAAGUUGAAAUCCCAUACGAACCCUAACAACAAAAUCAAAAAUUAAAUCUCAAAUUGGAGAAACCAAAGUCCCUAGGGUUAGGGAUUUGAUUCCUCGGCCUCUCCCUUACAUGCUGGUAACCAGAGUGAUGAUUAAAGAUGAAGAGUGAUACUUACCUGCCGGAGAGAAGAGUAUUUCGAGCUCAGAGCAACUCGCAGAGGUAGCAAGAGAUAAUUGCAGGUUGCCAGAUGAAUGAAGUUUUCUAUGGAUCAAAAUGAUGACUUACUAGUGCAGGCCUGGCUUGGUUCAAACCUGCAGACUAUUAACUGCAACUUUUGGAAUGCAAAGGCUGUUAUGAAAUAGCCUAUGAUGUUAAUUUCUAUUGUCAAUUGGCUGCAAUAUUAUCUUGUGCAAAUGAUUUCAUGUUACCAUCUGUUGGCAUAAUUCUGCCAAGUGAAUGUAUUGUUGAAUGUUCACUUGAAACUUGCAAGGUCUAUGCAUUGAUAUAUUUUCUGCAUUCAACAAUAAUAAUUCAUAACGUGAUAUGGUUUCAGCUCAGUGCAGCUUGGGGUAUAGGCUUAGUAAUUGGACCAGCAUUGGGAGGUUAUUUGGCUCAGCCAGCAGUGAAAUACCCUCAUCUAUUUCCAAAAGACUCAUUUUGGGAUAAGUUUCCAUAUUUCUUGCCUUCCUUGUCAGUAUCAGCUUUUGCAUUUGUGGUAGCAAUUGCAUGCAUCUGGCUUCCGGAAACACUUCACAACCACCCUCUAAGCAAUGAGUCUAUUGAUGAUGCUGAAGCUUUAGAAACUGGAAACAUAAGUAAUGACGACGACAAAAUAAUCCAAAAAGAUGAAAACCUCUUCCUGAACUGGCCAUUAAUGUCAUCUAUUAUUGUGUACAGCAUUUUCUCACUUUAUAAUGUUGCUUAUCAAGAGGGAUUAACAUGGUUGUUAGUUGGUUUAACAUUAAGUCUUAAGUUUAAACAAAUUCCAAGAGCAUGGUUAAGGUUUUUUUCUAUUCUAAUCUUCUUAGUUUCUGCUAUAAACUGUGCUUUAUCCUUGUUUUAUGUAAUCGUUAGUAUGCACUUGUCCUUCAAAGUAGGAGUGGAUGUUCUAUCUUUUCCUGGGGCAAUUUUAUUGCUAUUAUGCACAUAUAGGGAAUCUAAGUGUAGCGACACUGACAGAGAAAUCAAUGGAAGCCUUUACGCUCCUUUAAAUGGUGAGUCGAAUAAAGACGAUUCCGUUAGCCGCGUGACACUAUUUGCGAAAGCUGGAUUCUUCAGUAGGAUUUCAUUUUGGUGGCUGAAUUCUUUGAUGAAAAGUGGUAAAGAGAAAACACUUCAGGACGAAGAUGUGCCGAUGUUGAGGGAGGAAGAUAGAGCAGAAAGUUGUUAUUCGAUGUUUCUAGAGCAAUUAAACAAGCAAAAUCAGAAGGAUCCAUCCUCACAACCAUCUGUUUUGAAGACAAUGGUUUUAUGUCAUUCGAGAGAAAUUUUGAUCUCUGGAUUCUUUGCAUUGCUUAAGAUUGAUGUUUAUGGGAAGUUUGCGUAUGUGUCUCAAACAACAUGGAUACAGACAGGUUCAAUAAGGGAUAACAUAUUGUUUGGAUCACCUAUGGAUGCUCAAAAAUAUCAGAAAACACUUCAGAGGUCGUCACUAGAGAAAGACCUUGAGUUGCUUCCCCAUGGUGAUCUCACUGAAAUAGGAGAGAGAGGGGUUAACUUGAGUGGUGGUCAGAAGCAGCGAAUUCAACUUGCUCGCGCUCUUUAUCAGGAUGCUGAUAUAUAUCUCUUGGACGAUCCAUUCAGUGCUGUUGAUGCACAUACUGCCACAAAUUUGUUUAAUGAAUACAUUAUGGAAGGACUUGCUGAGAAGACGGUCUUGCUUGUAACUCAUCAAGUUGACUUUCUUCCAGCAUUUGAUUUUGUUUUGUUGAUGUCAGAUGGAGAAAUCCUACAGGCUGCUACUUAUCAUGAUUUGUUAACAUCAUGCAAAGAUUUUCAGGAUCUUGUGAAUGCUCACAGAGAAACUGCUGGUUCUGAGGGGCUUAUGGAUGUUACUUCUUCUGAAAGACAUUCAAGUUCUGCUAAAGAGAUAAGAAAAAUACACGUGGAGAAGGAAAAGGAGUUCGAAGCACCAAAAGGCGAUCAAUUGAUUAAGCAAGAAGAGAGAGAGAUAGGAGACCAUGGCCUUAAGCCAUACUUACAGUAUUUGAAUCAGAACAAAGGAUACGCAUACUUCUUGAUCGCUUCUCUAUUUCACCUUAUAUUUGUGAUUGGUCAGAUAUUGCAAAACUCGUGGAUGGCUGCUAAUGUUGACAAUCCUAAAGUCAGCACUCUGAGAUUGAUUCUAGUUUACUUGUUGAUUGGAGUUACUUCAACAGUGUUCUUAUUCAUGAGAAGUCUUCUUACAGUUGCUCUGGGUCUUCAGUCUUCGAAGUCUUUGUUUUUACAACUACUAAACUCCCUUUUUCGUGCACCUAUGCUGUUUUAUGAUUCGACGCCUUUGGGACGUAUACUCAGUAGGGUCUCUUCUGAUCUUAGCAUUGUUGAUCUUGAUGUUCCAUUUGGCCUUCUUUUUGCUGUGGCAGCUACUACGACUUGUUAUGCAAGUCUAACUGUUUUAGCAGUAGUUACUUGGCAAGUCUUGUUUGUCUCCAUACCGAUGAUUUAUUUUGCACCGCGCUUGCAAAGAUACUACUUUGCUACAGCAAAAGAACUGAUGCGGAUGAAUGGCACAACAAAAUCCUUUAUAGCUAAUCAUCUUGCAGAAUCAGUUGCUGGUGCUGUGACAAUAAGGGCUUUUGAAGAAGAAGAUCGUUUUUUCGUGAUAGAGCUCAAUAUUUGUUCAUAAAUUUGUGUAAUUAAUGUGUACAUUUGUAGUAUAUGUAAUGACUUGUAAAUGUGUACAUAAAUUUGUAUAUAUUUUGAUACAUUUAAGGCAAAAUUGGUUUGAAUUGGUAUAUA
Messenger RNA from Lathyrus oleraceus (garden pea), 3032 nucleotides. RefSeq names its product ABC transporter C family member 10. NCBI's taxonomy places the organism in Eukaryota, Viridiplantae, Streptophyta, Magnoliopsida, Fabales, Fabaceae. The record is from RefSeq and is a predicted model, not a curated record. The transcript has 12 exons. Bases 493 to 2919 code for a protein of 808 amino acids. Gene Ontology annotation, cellular component: membrane. Gene Ontology annotation, molecular function: ATP hydrolysis activity; ATP binding; ABC-type transporter activity. Gene Ontology annotation, biological process: transmembrane transport.